Didymosphaeria variabile is the source of this 402-nucleotide messenger RNA. RefSeq lists its product as uncharacterized. The record is from RefSeq and is a predicted model, not a curated record. Lineage: Eukaryota; Fungi; Ascomycota; Dothideomycetes; Pleosporales; Didymosphaeriaceae. The coding region runs from base 1 to 402 and encodes 133 amino acids. The transcript has a single exon.
AUGUUCACUCGCCGUUUCCUACAACGCGCGCCUCGCGCUGUCGUCUCGCAGCCACGCUUCCUCAGCACCACUGCUCCCCGCUUCGCUUCAAAAGACACGCAAGACAAGGACUCUCUCAAGCCUCGCUCGAACGAAUAUUCCAAGUCCGGGUCCGAUGACGCAGCCGCCCACUCUGAUGCCGCCUUCGAUCCCAACAAGACGAGCCCCGAGGCCGCAGAACAGACAGCAGAGGCGGAAGGAAAGGGCGAGGGCGGUGAGAGCGAUGCGCUGAACGUCAGCCCGGGCAACCCUGAGGUCAGCAAGCCAAGAGGUGCACAGGAAGGAGGGGCCUCGGAGGGUGUCAGGACGAAGACGAGUGGUGGCGGAAGCGCGCCGAAGAGUGGUGGGAGCAAGAGCGGUUGA